This is a messenger RNA of Pelmatolapia mariae (spotted tilapia), 2324 nucleotides long. RefSeq names its product centrosomal protein 43 (gene cep43). Gene Ontology annotation, biological process: microtubule anchoring. The coding region runs from base 85 to 1521 and encodes 478 amino acids. Gene Ontology annotation, cellular component: centrosome. The transcript is spliced from 19 exons. NCBI's taxonomy places the organism in Eukaryota, Metazoa, Chordata, Actinopteri, Cichliformes, Cichlidae. Gene Ontology annotation, molecular function: protein binding; calcium ion binding. The record is from RefSeq and is a predicted model, not a curated record.
GCGGAAGUUGCGUCAGGUUGUUUUGGUGUGUUGUCCUGGCAGCAGCGGUUAGCUACGUCAGCAUAUUUAGCUUCAGACAGAAACAUGUCCGCAGCCGAAGACGACACGGAGCUGCGGGACCUGCUGAUCCAGAACCUUGAGAACAGCGGAGCUCUGAACAAGCUGAAGGCGGAGAUGAGAGCGGCGGUGUUCCUGGCAAUGGAGGAGCAGGACAAACUGGAGAAUAAAAGUCCGCUGGUCAAUGAGAGCCUGAAGAAAUGUCUCAACACCAAAGACGGUCGUCUGGUGGCGAGUCUGAUCGUGGACUUCCUGCAGGUCUUUAACCUGGACUUCAGCCUCGCCGUCUUCCAGCCAGAGAUUAACUCUGCGAGCUGUCUGGAUGGGCGGGAUCAGGUCUGCAGCGAAUUCGGCCUCUCCGACUCUGACCUGAACAGGAAGUCUCCGCUGCUGCUAGAGCUCGUCAGGAGGGGGCGCCACCGGGACAAAGCGGCCUCCUUGGCUGAGGGAAGAGGAAGCAUUCCCAAGGAGCUGACUCAGAAACAGAUCACCAACGCCAAGAAGAAGUUUGACUUUUACGACAAGGACCACAGCGGCUCAGUGCUGAGAGAAAAUCUAAAAAAUGUCUUCACUGAUUUGUUCCCCGCUGUGAACAGGAAAAUGUUGGAGAGGUUCGUCACUGAUGAGCUCAGAGCCUCAGACAAAGACUUUUCUUCAACUAUAGACUUCCAGCAGUUCCUCGGGAUGUACCGACAGCUGUUCUCUCAGUGCAGGAGUGUGGUGCUUCAGGACUCUGAUAUGGGUGUGGCUCAUAGCCAGUUACCUGAGCAGAAAGUCAGCCCUCCACCUGUCAGUAAGAUCCCCAGGUAUAAAGGCCUCAGAGGACAAAGUCAGACAGCAGCCCAGGACUCGGAGCGCUCUCUGAGAAAAGGAGACUUCCAGCAGAAGGAGGAGACCUCCGCCGACAAGAGAGAGCACCUGGACCUGGACCUGGAGGGGGAGGAAGACCUCGAUGAAGGAGAUUCUUUCUUUGACGACCCACUGCCCAAACCGCAGAAGACCUAUGGCUGCCUGUCUGUGCUGGAUGCUGACUCAGAGGGCGAGCGAGACGAGCCUCUCUCUGAUCCCUCUGAGCUCAGGAAGGGGGACGUGUCCGGAUCCAGGGGGAGUCCAGCAGGGUCGCUGUCCGAGGCUCAGAGACCGGCGUCAGGAGGAGGACAAAGCAGCAUGUCGGAGCCAAACCUCAGCAGGAACGGAGCGUCUCAGGACAAAGACAGAGGCUUCAAGGCUCCAAAUGACAGAAGUGGAUCUCUGCACUUAGAUGACGAAGUCGAGUACUACGAUGACUUCAACAGUCACCGCUCUGACCUCUCCAAGAGCGAGCUAAGCAUUGGCGAGGAGAUCGAGGAGGUUUCCAUUGAGGGCCCCGACCACAGUGACAAGGUGGAUGAAUCCACUCAGGACGUCAGCGUCUCUCAGCUCACUCAGAGUCAUGGAGCCGACUACAUGGAGGACGUGGGCUGAACCUCCCAUCAUGCAUCUCUUCUUUGUAUCCUGAUAUUUAAGCAUGUACAGUCUCAGUGAAGAAUAAACUCUGUGUUCAUAAAUAAAUAGAUCCUGCUUGGGUUUACUGUGUGUGUGUAUAUGUGUGUGUGUGUGAGAGCAUAUGUGUGUGUGUCUGUGUGAGAGUGUGUGUGUUUAUGGGGGAAUAAAACAGAGAUAAGUAAAAAGCAGAAACAGAGUCUGAAGGUUGAUUUUGAACCCUGGCUGACCUCAGACGACCAGACGACCUGAGCAGGUACGAUUGUUCUUGUUUUGAAGCUCCGGCUCGACUGUUUCUCGUUUCUCAGUGAAAAUGAAGCAGGGUGAGAGGUUGUUGGUGCUCAGGGCUGAUUUUAUUGCUCAGAGGCAUCUGUGCCUUUUAAACUCCUCGGGUUCACUUUAAAGACAAAACAAACAAAUGGUUUCCUGUUUCACACUCUGUGGUGGGGAGGAGCUUAUCAUUUCCCUGCCCUGGUAUUUGAUUCCGCAACAACCUGGUUAAUCAAUCUUACCAAUAAUGCUCGGAUACACGGCACACAACAGCAACAACCACAAGUUACCAAAAUAGCUAUAAAAACGGACAAAGAAACCCUAAUGGACAUGAAACAACCAGUGGUGGGCAAGUUACUUUGAAAAAGUAAUUAAUUAUAGUUACUAGUUACUUCUUCAAAAAAGUAACUGAGUUACAAGAUUCUAAAAGUAAUUAAUUACUUGAAAAGUAACUAUUGCGUUACUUUAAAAAAAAAAAAAGUUUAACCAUGGGGUCCAGGUUAUAAUUGGCCAUU